Messenger RNA from Empidonax traillii (willow flycatcher), 1061 nucleotides. Its product is annotated as regulating synaptic membrane exocytosis protein 3-like. Gene Ontology annotation, biological process: regulation of synaptic plasticity; calcium ion-regulated exocytosis of neurotransmitter; positive regulation of synaptic transmission. The record is from RefSeq and is a predicted model, not a curated record. Lineage: Eukaryota; Metazoa; Chordata; Aves; Passeriformes; Tyrannidae. The transcript is spliced from 6 exons. Gene Ontology annotation, cellular component: presynaptic membrane; cytoskeleton of presynaptic active zone. The annotation marks the transcript as partial. Gene Ontology annotation, molecular function: small GTPase binding; transmembrane transporter binding.
CCACUGUGGCCCUGCUCGGGGCUGGCAGGAGAACUGGGUCAGCCGUGUAACCAUGGAGAUGCUGAGGGAGAUGCUGAAGCAGCGCCAGCACAGCCCCGGCUCUCCAGAACCCUGGAAAGAUUCCCCAGCCCUGGCACCGGCCACGUCCGGCCGGGAUGGGGCUGGGAAGCUGAGCUGAGUGAGCCUCCUCGGGGCACAGGGCGCUGAUCCCACGGAGCGGGGCCGGGGCCGGCGGGCGCGCAGGGGCUGACCAUGUUCAACGGGGAUGCCAGCUCCGUCACCGGCUCCGUCACCGGCUCCAUCACCAGCUCCAUCUCCAGCUCCAUCUCCAGCUCCAUCUCCAGCCCCAUCUCCGGCCCCAUCGCCGGCUCCUCGGCGGCCAGGAAUGUGGUGCGCAGCUCCAGCAUCAGCGGGGAGAUGUACAGCCUGGAGAAGAGCGCGCGGGGCAGCGCCGACUCCGUCACCGUCACCGCCAGCAAGAAGAGGCGCUCCAGCCUGGGUGCCAAGAUGGUGGCGAUCGUGGGGCUGUCCCAGUGGAGCAAGAGCACCCUGCAGCUCAACCAGACUGAGGGGGGCCCCAAAAAGCUGCGCAGCACCAUCCGGAGGAGCACCGAGACCGGCAUCGCGGUGGAGAUGAGGACCAGGGUGACCCGGCAGGGCAGCCGGGAAUCCACCGACGGCAGCACCAACAGCAACAGCUCAGACGGCACGUUCAUCUUCCCCACGACCCGGUUUGGCGCCGAGAGCCAGUUCAGCGACUUCCUGGACGGGCUGGGGCCGGGGCAGCUGGUGGGGCGGCAGACGCUGGCAACCCCCCCCAUGGGAGACGUCCACGUGGGCAUGACUGACCGGAACGGGCAGCUGGAGGUGGAUGUGAUCCAGGCACGGGGGCUCAUCCCGAAGAUGGGCUCCAAGUGCAUCCCUGCCACCUACGUGAAGGUUUACCUGCUGGAGAACGGCGUCUGCCUGGCCAAGAAGAAGACCAAGGUGGUGAAGAAAAGCUGUGACCCGUCCUACCAGCAGCCUCUGCUCUUCGAGGAGAGUCCCCAGGGCAAAGUCCU